Zeugodacus cucurbitae (melon fly) is the source of this 7700-nucleotide messenger RNA. RefSeq lists its product as uncharacterized. The record is from RefSeq and is a predicted model, not a curated record. The transcript is spliced from 9 exons. Lineage: Eukaryota; Metazoa; Arthropoda; Insecta; Diptera; Tephritidae. The coding region runs from base 765 to 5840 and encodes 1691 amino acids.
CAUUGCGUUUCUCAUAUAAUUUUCAUAAUUUGUCUGGGCUUUUAGCAAAUAUAAGAUUUAAUUUUGUGGUUUUUGAAGUGAAUAUUUUAAAAUGUGUUUCUGAAAAUAAAAAAUAUUAUAAAAAUGGAUCAAAUUCGUAUAGAACGGUAAAAUAGAAACCUUAGAUGUGUAAAUAUAAGGAGAGAAGUUAUAAAGAAAGAAAAUUGUGAAGUUUUGUAGUGUGCCAUGGCAGACAAGAAUUAAGUGAAACAAGAAAAAAGUAAAUAAAAAACGGCAAAAUAAAAGUGUUGUUGGAAGGAGGAGGUGGUGGGUGCUCUAUUUCAAUUGAGAUCUGUGAAGGGGGCUAUUUGUCUUGUUUCGUUGUACAAAAUGUAGAAGAAAACAAAUGAAGAAAAAAUAAAGUAAUUACUUAGAUGCGUACAUACAAAUGUAUUAUACAAACGUGCAAGUGGUAGAAGAAUAGGCUAAAAAUAAAAUCAACUGAAAAGGGAAUGCAAAAAUUAGAGACGAAUACAGCUGAGAGCGCAGCUGUUUUUGUUGCCGACAUUCGAGAUUUCCGACACUAGUUUGUGAUAUGGCACUGCCUAUGUAAAGUUUUACAAAAAUAUACGGGACAGGAAAACAUGCAUUAACUGAUACGACAAAAUAUAUAUGUAUUUAAAAUCGUGCAAUCAAUGUACUUGGGAUUUCGCAUUAAUAAUAUGCAAUAAUACGCCUAACGUUUACUUUUAAAAAUAAAUGAAAUAAGUGUAAGAAGAAGUAUAAUGGAAAACAACGAAGACGAAAUGAGGCGCCAUCUACGUCAUGAAAUCGAAGUUCCAGCAUAUCAUCAUGAAAUGGAAAUCAACGACAAUGGACACGACUCAUAUGGUCUGGUCUACGAUCGUGGAGAACGCACAGCGACUUUGGGAUUGUCUAUCGAACAUAGUCCAUUAGCGUUCUUUAUGGGUACAUCCGCUGAAUCUGCUGCAGCUACUGCCGCGGUAACCAAUUAUCACAACUUACAUAGCUAUCCGCCAUCUGUACUCACACCAACUACACCAUCAAAUGCAGCAACACAUUAUGAAGGUGUUACAACAACGAUAUCGUAUGAUCCUGCUGCGAAUGCACCAUCACCUUCCGUGUCCACACAACCAAUGGUUAGUUCUAUUGGAGUACAAAUGUAUCCACCGGUGCGUCAUCAUAUGCAUCAUUACAAUCACGUACAUUCCCAUCGCCAUACUCUGACACAUCGACCUCACCAUAUAGUGCAUCCACACAUUCACCCACAUGUGCAACAGCCACAGCAACAGCAACAGCAUCAAAUCCACCAUCAUCACAAUAAUCACCAUCAAACUGCACACUCCGCAACUUCCACCGUACAAAUGGAUGGUGAUCCUCCAACCGAACGUUGCGCCUACGAUGCUUGUUUGAUAAGACGUGAUCCUUACUUAGUGUGCAACAAGUGUUUAACAGAGACAUGCCACUGCUCACAAAGUACCUCUAGCGGGCUCAACCACUCGUCUUAUGACACCGUACAUGGUGCAGACCAUAUGCCCACCCCACAUCAUGAACAACAACAGCAGGAAACAUUAUUGACAGAUAAUGUUAUCUCAAAUGAAUUGGCGAAUGUUGAGCACAUGGAUAUUAGUGGGUUGACAGAAGGAGCAAAUGUGAAUGUUGCCACUAGUUCCAAUGCAAUUAUGCAAUUGCAAGACACUGAAGAAGCCAACGCAGUUGGUGCUGUUAAUGAUGAGCACGAUUAUGCUAUAGGUAGUUAUUGGACACCUUCAGAUACAUCAAGUGAUGGCGCUGUCCUAUCUUUGCCACAUGUUACUGCUACUGCUGAUACUCCAAAGACUGAUAUUAAAUGCAAACAUAUGCUUGCCAACUCCACACAACAAAGCGGCGAAAACACAACAAGGGGGACUGCUGUAAAUAAUGUCCCUUUUGGUUCUGAAAAUCAAAGCCACUUGACACAUAACAAUACUGUCCGUACACCCCAUUAUGCUGCAGUGUCUACGAUAACCAGUAGUGUUAUGGCAACUGAAUCAUCGACUGUCGCUGAUGGCAGUACAUCCGUCGAUUCGCUGGAUGAUGAAAUGAUGGUGGCAUCGACCACGACCGCAUCAAACGUUAAUGGCGACGAGGUGGCUGAAGGUGAUCGAGAGUUGACGAAUGAUAUCAGCCGUAACGGAUUAACUAUGUUGGCGAGUGCAACGGCUAUUGAUAGAGAUAAUGAUGAACACUUGCAAUCACCGUCGGAAUCGAGCGAGGCGUUGGCGAAUACAAAUGAGUCAUUUCAUACGUCUCCUAUAUCACUAAAUAAUAGCGACGAAGUGACAUCUGCAUCUGAUUCCGAACGCGCACAUUUUGCAGACACAUGUACCACCAACACGACUACAACAACGUAUGCUAUAAAGAAGCAGGGCAAGCCUUCAAAUGUUGUGGGCUCUACUGGUGGCAAUGCCAGUGGUAAUAAUAAUGCCGGCGGUGUUGACGGUAGAAGCAGCGUUGGCAGUUCGAUCAGUAAUCGUGGCUCUGUGGCCAACAUAGACGAUUUAACUGACAUGGAUGCAUUACCUAGUUUUAGUGGAGCUUCAAACAACAAUUGUGCCACCCCUACCAGCUGUAAUGAUGAAGCGCAUUCAUCUACUAGUUUUCGAUCCCUUGGCUCAUCAGCAUUCGCUUUAUUCAGUAAUGAUCACAGUCGACCAGCCAAUCAGACAGAUGAUGAUGGUGGUGAUGAUGAUGAUGAGAUUAUCUGGAAUUUGCACAAACCGCGCAUUCAUAGCAAUACUAGCACUCCCGGAGGAGCACAACAAGUAAGGCCGAAUCCACAUGAAUUUCUGCGUUGGCGGGAACGUGAACGUCAACGCAUUAAAGAACGCGAACAGCAGCAAUUUAGACGAGGUGAGGUUACUAGCGAUAUAGCUUGGUUGCGUGAUUCUAGUGAAGAUGGAAGGGAUAGACGCGAAAUAUAUUCACAUGAAAGAGCAAGUAGCAGUCGUCAAGCAGACGCUACUUCAAGGGCCGCCAAAAUUCCCCGAAUAAGCAGCAGCCUUGGACGGUCUAAUGAUGACAAUGCUAGCGUUAGUGGCAUAUCUGAGGAGAAUAAUGCUGAUAAUGGCAGCGAUUCUACCGAUAUGCGAACAGCACGUCGUAAAAUAUGGCGAAUGCUGAAUGUGCAUGAGUCGAGCGAGGUGGAUGAAGUACCACAACCGCCCUCUACCCAGCAUGUGGCGGAGAACACUAGGCCUUUGACACCACCAAUCAGUACAGGGCCUUCAGACAGUGGCUCAGCACUCGAACAGCGCUCAUACGUGAUCACAUAUGCCGGUCAUAGUGUUGGUCAUUCGACAGAAAGCAGUGUAGUGCUGCUAGAAGAUAGUGAUAUGGAGGAACAUCCCCAUAUUUACAGCAAUGGUUAUUCAGUGGAAUCUGCAUCCGAUACGGGUGAGGUAAGCGCUGCAGUAAGUUUACCGGCAGUGGUAAUGGCGACGUCAUCGCCUACCGUAAUACAGCCCUACACCGAUGACGAGCAACCAACAUACUCAGGUGCAAUAGCAAUUAGUUCUAUUGAAGCUUCUACAUCCGCCAGUGGAGCGAUUAAAAACAGUUCGGUAGCCACAGUGAGCAUAAAUCCAGCAUCCAUGGAUAUAGCCAGUCGAAGUGGUCGAAAUAAUGAUGGUGCAGCUGUGUUAACAGCACCCGAUUUGCAAUUGGAUUGGUUAUCAGAUUCCACAGGUGACGACGAUGAUGUGGUUUUCGUGCAUUCCACUCGUGAACCAAUUCUCUCUAUUGAUCUUACUACCGAUGAAGAUGCGCCUGCCCCAGUUCAAAAUGUAAGCGGUGAUGAUGGUACUGCAACAGAAUCGAAUGAAGCAACAAUAGAGGGAAUGGAUAGCACUCAAUCGAACUAUUUCCGCUUAGGUACACAAUUUAGAGACGUUGCAGCAGGUGGUCCAUUGCUGCAUCCAUAUGCAGUGGUACCACCAGGAUAUCAACAAUGGGAUGCAGGUGGUCAGAAUAAUCAACCACAACAGUCUUCCAAUAUUGAAACUGAUGAUCCAGCAGCGCAUCCGCAACACCAUCAUGAUUGUAUGAGGCAUGCCGUUUAUCAGCCGCAACAGGCACAUCAACCUCCACAUCAGCGCUUCUCCUCUCUGUUACGUAAUCGACAUUACAAGUAUAUACCCCGUCCGGCACCAAAUCCGUUUUACGAACCACAGCAAGCCCAUCAGACGCAACAUCAACGACCCAUGAUGCACGAUAUACAUGGCCUAUGCCCAGAAAUGCGACGCCUGCGACGUUCACCGCAAUUGAAUUUGCCUACGGCAGCCGCCACGAUGGGUCGGUCGGCGUUACCAGUGCUACGUAGCGGUGCGGCAGCGACGGCACCAAGUUCGGACGGUGCUAUAAUUUCGAUACCCACGAUAGAGGAGGUAUCGUUGCAGGAUUUAUUUGGCGGUCGUGUACCAGGUGCUCAUGCACCCAUGCAUCAACAUCAGAGUCGUAAUGAAGGAAACAAUCUACUUUACACAAUGCGUUCGGCUGGUCCUUUACGCUACCCCAGGGGUAUUCCUGCUGUCAGCCUAAGUGACAACGUUGACGCAGCAGAUAGUUCGAAUGUUGCUGUUGGCAGCAGCGGUUCAUAUGCAAAUGCACCAGUUGGUGACAACAGCAAUAAUAAUAAUAAUAAUAGCAGUCCACCAAUACCACAAAUCGCGCCAUUUUAUUUGCACUGUCGACGCGGCGACGAUGAAAUAUCUCCAAUGCAACGAACCAUUCAUUCACAACAGGAGCCCACACUCAUUCCUUCAUGUUCGUUCGGUCGUAGUCGUACGACAUUAGCCGGUGCGGCGGCCGCCGCCGCAGUAGCUGCACGAGCUUACUCGCAUACCGACAUCAGUGCGGGAAACAUCCAAGGCAUAUCGCCUACCGCACCUAACUAUAUAUCCCCAGCCGUAGUUUCUGUAGCACCCCCGCCAGGUCCACCGUCCGAGACUGCUUCAACCCUGACUGCCUCUGGGCAUACGAGUAAUGGUGGUGGUGGUAGUAGUGGAGGCAGCGACGAACGCGUCCGUGCCAUGGCGCCCUAUCAUGAAUUCGCGGCACGAGCGCCACUUCCUACGUUGAUGGGUCGUCUCCAACCAAGUGGUAGUGGCAUUGGCGGUCCAGCUGGAAGUGCUAGUCAUCAUAGUGGUGCUCAUCAUGGCGGUGCAGCACCACCGUAUCCCGUGCAUCAAAAUCUUUGGUAUCGUCAACAACAUAUACAGGAAAUACAUCGUCGCCACAUGACUCCCACGCCCAUUGAUUUGUCCUCGAAUCCCCUGAAUUUAACAAAUAGUUUCCGCUGGCGCUCACAGCUGCCGAAUACGUGUUCGUGUGUACAUGCCAGCAAUGGACCGGUGUCCAGUUUGGAUCCGGCUUACUAUCCUUACGAAGCACAACAGCGUCGCCGUUCGGCCGUACAUCACCACAUGUUCCAUCAUUACUCACCGGUGCAUCUGGAAAUUGGUCUUUCUACACCGCUUUCACACAUAGGACCACACAUUUUAAUUGGUUCAGCCAUAAGACCAAAUCGUGGCGCCACUCUGGAAAUUAUUGAACGCAACACAUUGCCACAUAAAUACAAACGUGUUCGCCGUCCCAGCGAAUCUGAUGAGGACGCCGAGAAGUGUGCCAUUUGUUUGUCAUUAUUUGAAAUUGAAAAUGAUGUGCGCCGUUUGCCUUGCAUGCAUCUCUUCCAUACUGAUUGUGUCGAUCAAUGGCUGGUCACGAAUAAGCAUUGCCCCAUCUGUCGCGUGGACAUUGAGACACAUUUAACCAAAGAUGCGCCCACCACCAGUGCUUUAUGACACCCAUCCAACACGGGACUGCUUAUGUAAAGUAAGGAGAUGUGAGCGGGCAGGAGAGAGAAUUUCAAAACUAAUAUCUGCUGCGUCCAAAAAACAUUAAUCAUUAUUAAUUGUAAUCCAAAUGAAAAAAAAAUUGUACGCAAAAAAGCAGAAAGCCUAGUUAUAAGUUAUUUAAAAGCCAAAAGAAAAGGUAAAACGUAAAAUAUCUAUAUUAUUAUUAUUAUAUACAGUAUAAUGCAUGUGAAAUUAUGAAUUAUGGCUUUAAGCAGUUUACCAAUUUUUGUAAAUAUUUAUUUUUAUAUGUAAAUAUUUUUUUCUCAUUAUAGUUAAUUUUUUUGUGAAUUACUUUUGUGUAUCACUUUUCUUUUUUUAUUAUUAUUGUUCAUAUUAUUUUUUGUUGUAAGUGGCAUUGUAUUGUAUAUGUAUAUUUAACACUAACUGUAAUGCGAUAUUUAGUUAAAAAAUAUCUAUGUUCGAAAAUCUAUUAUUGAAAUACUACUGAAUACAUUUAGUGUCACUAUUUCGUGCGAUAAAUAUUUGUAAACUUACUAAGUUCGAUUUGCGACUCAGUGAAUUAGAACAAAACUAAGCUUUGGCAAAUUAUGAAGCAAAUUAUUGUAAACAAAUAUACAUAUAGUUAAUGUGUAUAUACAAAUAAUUAUUAUUUUUAUAAAUAAGAAAUUAAUUUACAAAUUUAUAAACAUUGUUUUCAAAACAAAUUAACUGUUUUCCAAUGGUUAGUUAGUUUUGAGUAUCUGUAUCUUCUCACUGAUUUGUUCUUUGUUUCCCGCAAAAUACUAUAAAUAUUUGCACAUUAUAACACUAAUUAUUUUUAUUUAUAUAAAUUUGUAAUUAUUUUUUACAUAUUAUUUGUAGGUAGGUAUUGAAUAUCAUUUGCACAGCAGCUAAAGAGCUUCGUAAUUUGAAUAUGUAAAGCUUUAAUGUAAAAAUGCAAAAAAAAAAAAUUAAGCCUUUUUUGUUAAUAAUAUUUUAAUAUAUACAAAAGAAUAUAUGUGUACCAUUGAAUAUAUAUAUGUAUAGUAACACUUGGUGUUAACUAUAUUUUUUUUUACUGAAUUAAAAUGCCACAUUAUUUCACUCAGUUAUGAGAUUAGUGCUAAGUUCACUAACUUAACUAACUGAAUUCAAUUGUUACACAUACAAAAUAUGAUAUUUUUUUAGUUAUACCUUUUGGUCAAAUGGAAACUAAGUUAUUUAAUAAUACGAGUAUGAGUGAAAUUGUAAAUUCGGUUUGUUGCUGUAUUAUUUAGAGAUUAAUUAUAAUAUAUAUAGAAUACAAAUAUGUACAUAUGUAUAUUAUGUCACAUAAUAUUAUGUUGUAACGGUUUAUCGUUUUCGCAACAUUUAUUUAAAAUAUCUUACUUUAGAAAACCAAAUAAAUCACUCAUACACACAUAUGCAAAUUAUAAAGCAGAGAUUUUCAGUUUAAUUUCAUACAAUUGGUUUUCUUGUAUAUAUACAUAUGUAUAUGCCCAUUUUCAACCACACAUACAAAUAAAAAAUCAAUCGCAUGCACUUGUCUCAGUCUCAAACACUUAGCUUUAGUUUGUGCUCCCAAGCAAAACAAUAUAUAUUAACCAUAAAAAAACUAGUAGCAACGCUGUGCCAUAGCAUAAUAGCAUAUUGUAUAUAAAACCAAAAAGAGAAGAAAAUAAGUAUGCCACAAACACAUAAUAAAAUUCUGUAGACAUGGUAAGAUUCAAAAAACCUCAAAUCACUCAGCAAUUUGUAGAAAACAGAGUUCCUUCAAACAAAUUGCAGCAAAUCAAUUAUUGUGAAUUUUUGUAUAUAAUUUAUAUUUGAUUUUUUUAAUAAACAGUGUUAAUAUUAUAUAUCAUA